Messenger RNA from Procambarus clarkii (red swamp crayfish), 1779 nucleotides. NCBI's taxonomy places the organism in Eukaryota, Metazoa, Arthropoda, Malacostraca, Decapoda, Cambaridae. The record is from RefSeq and is a predicted model, not a curated record.
AUGGAUUAUUUCUCCACGAGAUUCAGGUAUUCCGACAGGAAGAAAAGGGUGCUGAAACUUAACAUGGUGAUCAAGGUUUCUCACAUUAAGCUCUCCGAAAUGCAAAAGAGAAAAUCAAAUGUCUCUCUAAGGAAGUAUGUGUGUACGAUGAAUACACUUAUUGGUGCACGCAUGGAGACUGAGAUGCAAGCGCAAACUGUACCCAAGAGAUUACUCUCGCCAUCACGAUCAAGACUUUCAGAAUCCACGACUAGUCAAUCCGGAAUCUCGUCCCCUAAAUCCCUUUUCAGGAUAUCACCAUCCAUUGCUUCGCCUUCCAUAACCUCGUCUUCCAGGAUCUCGCCUUCCAUAACCUCGUCGUCUAUAACAUCGCCAUGCAGGAUCUCCCCACCCAUAACUACGUCUUACAGCAUCUCGUCUUCCAUAACCUCGCCGUCCAAGAUGUCGUCUUCUGAAACCCUGCAAUCCACGAUCCAUCAGUCAAUAUCCUCUCCGCCCAGGAUACAACCGUACUACGAAAUUCCAGGCUACCAGGUGCCACAAGUGGGUAUGUCCUUCAUAUGCGGUGUUCGCUUAACUUUGGACAAACUGUCGGAAAAUGUUAUUGUUUAUGAACUUCGCAACCCAAGCACCUGCUUACAGGAACUUCCACAGCACCUGCUUACAGGAACUUCCACAGCACCUGCUUACAGGAACUUCCACAGCACCUGCUUACAGGAACUUCCACAGCACCUGCUUACAGGAACUUCCACAGCACCUGCUUACAGGAACUUCCACAGCACCUGCUUACAGGAACUUCCACAGCACCUGCUUACAGGAACUUCCACAGCACCUGCUUACAGGAACUUCUACAGCACCUGCUUACAGGAACAUCCACAGCACCUGCUUACAGGAACUUCUACAGCACCUGCUUACAGGAACUUCUAUAGCACCUGCUUACAGGAACUUCUACAGCACCUGCUUACAGGAACUUCCACAGCACCUGCUUACAGGAACUUCUACAGCACCUGCUUACAGAAACUUCCAAAGCACCUGCUUACAGGAACUUCCACAGCACCUGCUUACAGGAACUUCUACAGCACCUGCUUACAGGAACUUCUACAGCACCUGCUUACAGGAACUUCCACAGCACCUGCUUACAGGAACUUCCACAGCACCUGCUUACAGGAACUUCCACAGCACCUGCUUACAGGAACUUCCACAGCACCUGCUUACAGGAACUUCCACAGCACCUGCUUACAGGAACUUCCACAGCACCUGCUUACAGGAACUUCCACAGCACCUGCUUACAGGAACUUCCACAGCACCUGCUUACAGGAACUUCCACAGCACCUGCUUACAGGAACUUCUACAGCACCUGCUUACAGGAACAUCCACAGCACCUGCUUACAGGAACUUCUACAGCACCUGCUUACAGGAACAUCCACAGCACCUGCUUACAGGAACUUCUACAGCACCUGCUUACAGGAACUUCCACAGCACCUGCUUACAGGAACUUCUACAGCACCUGCUUACAGGAACUUCCACAGCACCUGCUUACAGGAACUUCUACAGCACCUGCUUACAGGAACUUCUACAGCACCUGCUUACAGGAACUUCUACAGCACCUGCUUACAGGAACUUCUACAGCACCUGCUUACAGAAACUUCCAAAGCACCUGCUUACAGGAACUUCCACAGCACCUGCUUACAGGAACUUCUACAGCACCUGCUUACAGGAACUUCUAUAGCACCUGCUUACAGGAACUUCCACAGCACCUGCUUACAGGAACUUCUAUAG